This is a messenger RNA of Punica granatum (pomegranate), 1539 nucleotides long. NCBI's taxonomy places the organism in Eukaryota, Viridiplantae, Streptophyta, Magnoliopsida, Myrtales, Lythraceae. The record is from RefSeq and is a predicted model, not a curated record.
AUAACCGGAGAAAACCAUGUGACUUCACUGCACUAUCCUAAACAACAGCGCUACGUGUGAGGUACGACCACCGAGAAGUUUCUUUUAGAUCAGGAGAGAACUUCUUUCCCAAAUAUUAGAAAGAGAUGGCGAGCGAGGAAAUGAGCAGCAAUGAUCAGAUUAAUGAGACCGCGAUUGAGAUGGCAUUCAAUAAUAUCACUGGACAGCUCAAUACGCUGGCUCCCACGUCAAUGAAUUACAUAUUUAAGGUUCAUCCUGAUCAACGUAGUGUGAAUGAAAAGGCGUAUGAGCCUGUGUUGCUUUCGAUUGGGCCAUACCACUAUCAUAAGCGCAACAGCGACCAGCUUCGAUAUGUGCAACAGCAAAAGUUGCGCUACCUAAAUGAUCUGAUUAAACGAAAGGAGGAAGAAAAACGUGCAUCCAGAUCUGACUGCCCAAUGACCCACACUACCUUAUUUAACAUGGCCGUGAAUUGUCACCCAAGCUCGAAGAUUGCAAAAGACAGUAUCGAAAGUCUCCUGAAGGAACCAUCGUCCUCACCUUCAUCUCUAUCGGAAAGUAGACAACUGGAUCCAGAAAAACUCAAAGAGUUCAAGCAUCUUUUGGAUCUCGUCCACAAGUUUAUGUUGGUAGGGGAGAUCUUGGAAAAGAAAGAAGAAGGUGCCUCACCACAAAAGCAAGAGCAGGGGAGACGGACUAUUUGGAAAGUUUGCGAUGAAAAAGCACUUAAAGGAGCAGGAACUGUUUGGAAAUGUUGCGGUGGCAAAGCACUUAAUGGAGCAAGGACUAUUUGGAAAUUUUGCGGUGGAAAAGCACUUAAUUCACCUCAAACGCAGUCCCCAAAGAGAACGCUUUCUGCUGUAGAGCUAAGAGAUCAUGGAGUUACAUUCAAGAAGGCCGAGCAAAGAGAGCUCUACAAUAUCACAUUUGAAAAGGGACUUUUACAGAUUCCAGUCAUCCAAAUAGAUGAUGCUACAGAAGUGCGAUUCCGGAAUAUGAUCGCAUAUGAGGGUUCGUACAUCAAAGACUACAUGGAUUUCAUGGAUAGUCUGGUCAAUACCCGCGAGGAUGCUAAGCUGCUUCGACGCCAUGAGAUAAUCAAAAGCUUCGUGGGUGAUGAUGAAACAGUCGCUACCGUGUUCAACAAAAUGUGCAAAAAUGUGGUAAUCUCCCCAAACUCUUACUAUAAAAAAAUAGCUGAUGAUUUGUCGGAUUAUUGCAAAAGGAGGCGACAUGGUUCGAUGGUGAAAUUUUGGGACAAUUAUCUUAGCAGCCCUUGGGCAAUCUUGUCGGUUUUCGCAGCGUCAAUCCUACUCAUCUUAACUAUGACACAAACUGUCUACACUGCUCUCUCGUACUACAAUGCAAAAUAAGUAUUUCCACGUCCUUGCACGUUAGUUGCUUACAAUAUCGUGAAAUGUCUUUCAGUGUGUAAACUGCAUUUUCUGUGUAGUUUUUUGAAUAUAUAGUUGUACUCUGACAAUUAUAUGUGUGAUGUAAUCAAUAAGAUCGAUGAUAUUAUCUAAUAAGUUAACAUUU